UCUCCAGCCAGCAUGAUGGUAGCCAGCACAAUAAUAACCGAUGACAGAAGCACUGAGGAACUACAGAAACGUUUCGGGGAGCUUCUCGACGAGAAUGUAGUACUCAAAGAGACGUUAAAGCAAAACAAUGAUUCCAUGAAGGAACAGUUCUCGUUGAUAGCAUCUUGCCAAGAAGAUAUGCUGAAAACUCACAAGCUGCAUAAGGAGAAAUUUGAUGAAACAAGAGAGCUUGUGGAAAAGCUACGGCAAGAGAAUAGAAAGCUCAAGGACGAUAUAGUGCGUUUGUCGAAUACUGAAAUCGUAACAAACGGCGAGACAAAGUCCGGCGCGUCGUCCACAGUAGAAUUUGUGACGUCACCCGAUGACGAUACUAUCAACAAGUUGACAGCACAAUUGGAGCUCGUGGAAAAGCAGAGGAGACAGGUAUGUAUGGUGAAGGGAAAUCAGAUAUAA
Molecule: messenger RNA, 453 nt
Organism: Zerene cesonia (dogface butterfly)
Lineage: Eukaryota; Metazoa; Arthropoda; Insecta; Lepidoptera; Pieridae
Product: optineurin-like
Exons: 2
Coding region: 13-453 (146 amino acids)
Biological process (GO): regulation of canonical NF-kappaB signal transduction
Cellular component (GO): nucleus; cytoplasm
Molecular function (GO): K63-linked polyubiquitin modification-dependent protein binding
Source: RefSeq, a predicted model, not a curated record